Messenger RNA from Phycodurus eques (leafy seadragon), 8566 nucleotides. Its product is annotated as microtubule-associated protein 4. Lineage: Eukaryota; Metazoa; Chordata; Actinopteri; Syngnathiformes; Syngnathidae. Gene Ontology annotation, biological process: microtubule cytoskeleton organization; neuron projection development. The transcript is spliced from 17 exons. Gene Ontology annotation, molecular function: microtubule binding. The record is from RefSeq and is a predicted model, not a curated record. The coding region runs from base 81 to 4397 and encodes 1438 amino acids. Gene Ontology annotation, cellular component: neuron projection.
UCUCCAGUGGGCGGACCGUAGCGGUGACAGCGACGCUCAGAGUCUCCCGACAAACUGCCAAAAAGCAGACAACAAACGCCAUGGCAGAGUUAGACUUGAGUCUGAGCGACGCUCUGGUGGACAGUGCUCCGCAGCAGGGUCCAGAAAGCCGAGUGGAGAGGGAUUUUGUGGCUCAGUUGGAGGCCGAGACCUUCGACGAUCAAAUCGGGGAGACAGUAGGCAAGACGGAGUACAUUCCUCUGCUGGACAACGAUGAUGCCACUGCAGGUACAGCAUUGGAAAAUGGAGAACAGCAAGCUCAGGGGGUGCAAAAACCUGGUUUUAAACUGACCACAGGGGGGCAGACAUCAAUGUCGUCACUCCCAGAACAUCGGGGAGAGGCGCAGCCACACAAACUUGACCACCAACAGUUCUUGGCAGCAGACUUCUUAUCAGGUUUCUCCCAGCCUGCAGGCCCAGGGUUGAAUAUAGAGGUGGGGACUGCUGCUCUCACUGCAGAGAAGUCUCCAAGUAUCGCUGAUCCUCUGCAGCCCGCACCCUCAGCAGGGUCAGAGGCCCCUAAAGUGCCCCACACCCCCAUGCUGCCUGAACCACAAGCUCCUCGCAGCCCCCUGGAUCUGUCAGCAGGUGCCUUAGGUGACUGCUGGCCAGACCCGACUGGCUGCCUAUCAACAGACCUCCCUUUCACCCCCAGUGUCACCUCUGUCAUCAGUCGCCAUGCUAACAAUCUCGCAAUGAUUCGUGACGACCCACCUAAGACCUGGCCCAGCAGAGAAAGCACCGCGUAUGCCGGAGGUGACGAAAGGGACGGAGAGGAAUCAGACAGAAAACAGAAGAAAAAGAAGAAAAGGAGACAGAAAGAGGAGGGCUCUUAUGAACACUUCGAAAGCAAGGGUCACCUUGAAGUGCAGUCACAGGGAGAAAGCAUUCCCUCGGAAGAAUUGUUCUACCAAAGGACUGAACCGAAACGAGAUAGUGGAGACGGUGGAUGGGAGGAACAAAUUUGGAAAAGCGGAGGACGAGGUAAGAAGGGCAAGAGCAGGAAGAAGAUUCCUGAAGAGUGGGAAGUGUCUCCAGAGCCAUUUGCCACAUCAUCCACAGGUAAAAUCACCCAAGAGGUUAUGAAGGACCUUGGAAGUUCAGCUCCAACAACCAUGGAAGUCUCCUUUGCUGACAUAAAUACAAACCAGACCCCCUGGAAACAGGAGAACUUCACAGAGGAAGGUCGAGUGCCUUCUCCACUAUCCCAUGAUAUAUUAGCUCCUGCAACAGUUUCCAUCAGCCCACUCGUCUUGAACAGCGAGCUGAAAGCUACAGCAGCUCCAUUUACGAUGCCCUCCUCUACCAAUGCUGGCCCAGUUGACUCCUUCCCCAUGGCUGCUAAUCCCAGUGAAUCGUUUGAAGUGCUAAUUGACACUGAAAAUGCUGGCUUUGGUGACAUGGUUGACAGUGGGAUGUUUGACAACACGAGUUCCUUCCAAGAGCCUGUUGUGCAAGUCAUAUCUGAGUUAGAUACUUCUGCUUUUAGCCCUUCUUCCCAGCCAGGCUUGGCCCUUUCCCCAAACAGCGAGGUGUUAGCAUCAGCUCCACCCCUUUCACCGUCAGAUGCUUCAUGGCUCCUGAACAACUCCCACACUAGCAGCAACAGUGAGCCAUUUGACUUCAGUGACAUGAGCCCUUCCAGUCAUUCUAUACCCAUAAACCUGGUAUUUGACACCCCUUGCCCAGCCCCACUCCGCUCCCCCAAAACCACAGCACAGGAAUGCCAAACCAAAGAGCACAAAAAUGAGCAGUCGGAAAAGAAGCAAUCCAAGAAGUCUCGUUCGUCAUCAUCUUCCUCUGUUAAGAGUCCCACCUCCUCAGAGGCAAAGAAAUUCACUCCUAAAGAAUCUCCAAGUGUCAGUCCCUCUUCCUCCCCAUCAGUCAUCUCUCUUGGAAUUCCAGCAUCUGGCCUUAACCCUGCAGCAAAGCCCUUCUUUCCCAGCUUUGCUGAUACCGUGGAACAACCAAGUGUGGUUUCCCCCAUCAUCGAAGACAAUGCUGCCAAGGGUGACAAAAAGGAGGAGAAGCUAGAGGAAAAGCCCAAGGUAGACCUUAUGGAUUCAGCUGAGCAGAAGAGUGUAAAGGUUGGAUUUGCAAUUAGUGAGACAGCAGCCAAGGUGGAGAAGGAUGUAGGAACAGAAAAACUAAAUCAAACAAAUAUCAAUGUUUGGAAAGAGCCCGAAAAUGUUCACCAGAAGGAGAAAAAGGCAGAAAUGGUCACAGAGGGAGAAGAGCUUAAUGCGAAAGAGAAACCCACUGUGAAAGUUACAGAGCAAAAAGACUCUGAAAAGGUCCCUAAUGAGAAAGAGGCAGUGAAAGUUAAAGAGGAGUCCAAAAGAGUGAAAGAGAAACUAGCAGAGAAGGCUGAAGAAAAAACGAAAGAAAAAGAGCCAGAGAAAGUGGAAUUAGUCCAGCAGAAAAUAGAAAAAGUGGAUGAAACAAACAAACCUGAUGAACCUGCAGACAAAUUGGUAAAGACAGAGACAUUUGACAAGGCAGAAAAAGCAGAGAAGGUGGCCAUGACAGAAAAAGUCGCGAAAAAAGCAGAGGAUGUAAAAGAGAUUGAGGCAAGUGUCGAAAACAAAAUCACUGAAAAGACAGAGUUGAAGGACAGCAACGAGCAACACAUCGAAUUCAAAGUGGAAAAGACCCCCGAGCAGCUGCCGACACCUGUCAAGCUUGACGCCACUCUUGACAAGGCGGAAAAGAAGGCUGACAUCGCAGCUGAUGUGGAAGAAGCCACAAAACCUUCGGUUCAUACACACAAAGCUGAGAAAGCGCAGAAAGUAGAUGAACUGGAGAAACCUUUAGAGAAGCCAGCGGAGACAGCAAAGCAAAUAAGUGGAAAGGAAGAGAAGCAGGAGAAAAUACAGAGUGACAAAAAGCUGGUGGAGAAAAAGGAUGACAAGAAGGAAAAGGCUGUGAAAGCAGAUGGAGGAGAGACGGCCAGAAAAGCUAAACCUUCCACCAAUGGGAGCAGCCCAGCACCAAGCAAAGACUUGGCGAGUGCAGACAAGAAGACUAAGCCUGCUGCCGGGGCAACAAAACCGAGCACCAUCUCGAAAACACGGCUGGUCACAGCCCCCACUGGUAGUGGUUCUGCUGCAGCACCUAUUAAGCGCCCCACACCCUCCUCAACCACCUCCACCUCAGAGAAAAAAACAACAACCAAGGCACCAUCAGCAGCCGCUAGUGGCCCAAAGAGGCCCUCUACCAAUACUGCCAGCCGUCUUUCAUCCUCAGCCACUACCACUACACGUGAUUUUAAACCCAAGACCCCCGCAGAAAGGCGCCCUCUCCUGCCAAAGGCCAGCACCACCACCUCAAGCCAAGCAGGCUCCUCGGCUGCUACCAAAAAUGGAACAACCACCUCAACAACCAGUAAAACGACUGCAUCGACACGCACAACUUUGACAGCCCGCAGUGCGACCACCACGGCAUCCAAAAAGCCCCUGGCCUCUAAGACAGACAGCCAACCAAGUGGGGAGAAGAAGCCAAGCACUCUAAAGACUUCCACAGCCGAUUCCACCAAACCCAAGACCACCGCCACCACCACAAUGCGCAGCUCCACUUCCACUACCGCCUCUCGCACCCGAACCACAGCCCCCAAAACGACCACACCUUCCAGCACUGCUGGUGCGGUGACAGAGAAGAAGCCCCUGGUACCCCGUGUUCCCAGGACCACCUCCUCUGCUACAACUAACACGACAACCAGCACCUCGAGGACCACGGCUCGUCCCGGCACCGCGCCGGCCCCCGAUAUCCACAAUGCCCGCUCAAAGAUCGGCUCUACGGACAACAUAAAGCACCAGCCAGGAGGUGGAAAGGUGUCAGCCGCCUCUAAGAGCAGGGUCCCCGCCUCCAAAGAAAAAAGCCAGGUCAAAGUUCAGAUAGUCUCCAAAAAACUGGACUUCAGUCACGUCGGCGCACGCUUGGGCUCCAAGGACAAUAUGAAGCAUGUUCCUGGUGGAGGGAAUGUACAGAUUCUCAACAAAAAGGUGGAUUUGAGUAAAGUGACGUCAAAGUGUGGCUCCAAGGACAACAUCAAACACAAGCCUGGUGGUGGUGUCGUGAAGAUUGAGUCACAUAAGGUCAAUUUUAGGGAAAAAUCUCAGUCCAAAGUGGGAUCUAUGGACAAUGUGAGCCAUUCACCUGGUGGAGGAAGCGUCAAAGCUGAGGGGCCCCAAGAGACAGACGAAGGUGUUGGGACACCGUCCUUAGCCCCUGGCCCUGAGUCUGGGCAGUUGGGGAGCCCUGCUGCCCAUGAGAAUGGGCUGAAGGAGGGAGCUUCCUGUGAUGCUGAGGGUCACCAGGAGCCCCAGGCCCUGGUUUCCCACAUCCCAGAGACAAAUUGAGUCUUUCAAGCUCAACUUCCGCGAGAAAGCUCGCUCUCGCACCGACCACGGCGCCGACAUCAUCACCGGAUCCUCCUAACAACAACAGACGCCCCCGCCCCCACCCACGUGGUUCCUCCUUGUCACGUGCACCACAACCCAGAUCCAUACAGCGUCCGACAUGACCUCUGUUGCAUCAGGUCCUCCUUUGCUCCCUUCCUUGCUUCAGGGUGGAGGUUCAGGGGCACAAAGGGAUCUUGCCCACCUUUCAACCUCUAACACCUGCGUUCAGUAAAAUCAUGCCCUGUUGUCAACCCAAUCUUUCUAUUUUUAGCUGAACUGUUUCUUGGUUGACUGGACUUUGCAUCACCCUGCCCCUUUCUCUCUAAAUGUUAGUCAGCAGGACAGCCCCCCUCCACCCCAUUAUAUACAUAACCUACUUGUCCCCUGGUAUCAACAACCAACUCUCUCAUAUCUUUGCUUAAGUAUAGUUCAUUCACUUCUUCACAGUUUCACUCUAGCUUAGAAACAUAAACAGGCUGACAUACACACAAGUAACAUUUUAGACUAUUUAACUCUUGAUGACAGUGUUUCGAGUGACAACCCUAAAAAGUAGCUUUUGAUGGGUCCUUCCCAUUUGCAUUGAUUACCUCUUACCCUUUUAAUUUUAACAUGCUUUAUUUAUUGUCAUUUGACGUUUCUUGCUAGAUUAUAGCCGCAACAUUAGCUCUCAGAGAGUUCUGGAUCAACUUUUUAUAAACCAAGAGCGCCCUCACAUUUGGCAGUCUAUACCGUGCUCAAGCGAGUAUUAUUCUUCGUCUUUUGUUUUAUUAUGGUAAAACCCCAGACUGAUCCGUGCCAGGAACUUGCGAAAAUCUGUGUGUAAUUGAUGCCUACACAAAAGAAGGAUUUGGAAAUGCCUAUAUACAACACAAGAUGGUGCCAAAUGACCCCUCUUGUCUAAAUGAAGCUCCUCAACUCACUUCAAAUUGUUUUCUCUGCACCAAGAUGGCACAAUACUGUUUUUGCCUUUGCCUGAGCACAAAAACAGCAAAUAGUUGAUUUUUCCUGCAAAUAGAAGCUAGGAUCCAGAAAAAAACAAUUAUUUGCAAAUGCGAAACUAUGAAAAUGCGACAGUUUACUGUAGUUGGAGUACUUUGCUGAAGCAUAGGACAUUUCCCUGCCCCUCAAAAUCAUUGGCAGAGGUGUGCUCGGGCAGGAUUACGGUAAAUUGCAGUAAAGCUGUGUUGCAUCACAACACGACACAAUAGAUGAGCCGAACUUGCUUCUGCUCGUUUGAGUCUAGCGGGGACAGCAGGUGACAGGAAGUAGAGGGUUAACAGUGCUUCAGCACGGUAUUGGACAACUGACCCCAUGUGAGUGCGCCCUAAGGCACAAAAUGAAGGCAGAGGUUAAAUUUAGGUGGCGUUAAGAGGAAAGUGAGCAAAGAAAUGUGGGGAAAUGGCAAGAUGCGUGUGGUUUCUGAAUAUAUUUUAAUGUAACAGUAAUUAGAGGGGUUUUAACUGAUAUUGCGAUCUAGAGGGAGAUGAGGAAGGUGGUUGCGAGAAGUAUGUGCCUCCUUCAUGAGUUUUCAUUCUUGUAAACUUCAGUAAUCCCGGAAGUAACCUGAAUGUGUUGUCAAAACUGGCAGAAAUAUAGUGGCAUGUAAUUUCAUUUGAAUCCAGGACUAAAUGCAUUACGACCCUUAGUCUUGUAUUGGCUUAUUGUAAGUCGGUGACAGUACGGGGAAGUAGUUUCAGAUCAUUGUGGUUUUCUCUUUUUAGUUCUAGGAUUAAAUUGAACUAAUGCAGGCAAAGAAGAGAUUUAAAUCAAGUGGCCCCAUGUCUCAACUAGAGUACUUAUUAGCGCUGAAUCUCGAGUUAUUUUUGUGUUUAUUGGUUUACUGGCUACUUUUGCUCUCCUCAAAACAAACAAGCCCUUGCAGUUUUCUUGUCACCUGUCGUGUUUAGUCUGUUUUUUUUUGUCCACCUGGGGGCAGAAAAAGCUCUAAAAUGCACCAUUACACAUGGGUGGCAUACACCAUGUCUGGCAGGUUUAUUUACAGUAAUAAGAAGGAAUGGAUAGAGACUGUCAUUUUGUCACCUUAAUAGUGCAAAUGCAGUGGCUCCAUUUAGGUUGAUGGCAAUCCAACUCUGAUGUGUUUGUUUAGAAUAAAUUUGUCUAUAGAAAAUAUUGGAAAUAAGUUAGUGUUGCUAUUGUAAAACCUAUUAACCAUGCUUAAGUAACAUUUUCUGUAUCUUAAUUGUUAUACAAGUCAAGUUAACCACUGUUAUCAACAUCAGUACCUAAUGUGUACUCAAACAUGAUUUAUGUGCAACAAAUGGGAAUGUGUGUAAGUUAAACUUCUGGUUAUAAUCACAUUUUCCUCUUUGCUAUCACAAAAACAAAUUUAAAGAAAAAGCAGAAAGGUCAGCUUUUAGUUUGUCAAGAGCAUAUAGUAUGAUGGCAGUUCAAAGCCCAUGGCUUUUUGCAACUUUAGUGGCAUUAUUUUUCCCUCCAAAAAAUUUUGUUGAUUUAAAUCGAAUUUUCAGUGUAAGUCAAAAUAACAAUUUUUCACAGGAAGCUUUAUUUUAAUUUAAAAGGGAAUAUUUUUUUUUUUAAAUUAACACUGAUUUGGUCUUUUCAGUUUUACAUCCUAAGUAUACUGUAUUUUAAAUUCUGUGCCAAACGUCCAAAGGUGAAUUCAAACCAACUAAACACUCCUUAAUUUUAUAUCCAAAUCGUCACUUUAAUGCUUGGCACAAACAUUGCACCUUAACCCUCGGAUAUACAAUAGGCUAUUCUAUCAACGUGGACCCUCUCUUCCACCAAAACAUGAUCCAACAACUUUAUUUGAAGGACAUAUUUUCUUCAUGAUGUGGACAAAGAACAAAUAUUAAAUCAUUCACUGCUAGCCUUCCCAGUUAACUUGGAUAUUUGACUUCUAAAGCCGUCAAUGGCAGUGAAUGUGUUAAUUUCAUAAUGAACAAAUUCACAAAUAUAAGAACAUGUCCCCUACUAUCAAGCCAUCACUUUAAAGACCGUUCCAUUCAAUUUGAACAAGUAAAAUUUGUGUGAAUUUUGCAUUAUGCCAGUUUGUGGCCAUGUUUUAGCUUUGCCUGUACCCCAGAGUUUUUUUUUUAUUUUUUUUUAUGUUUUUUGGUUUAUUUGUUUUUGCUUCAUGCUACUAUGAGACUGCACACAGAUGUAUAUAGGUAUUUUAUUGCUGAUGCUCUCUCUGAAAAGAACAACACCCACAGCAGGUUUUUUUAAAAGACAGAAAUAGCUUUUACGUCGUCGUACCUUGAUUUCGAAACGGGAAGGAUGCUUUAUCAUAACAUUUAACGAUUUAUGUGGCGAAAAUUACUGUUAUAAAAUGUUAGCCUUUUUCAUUUGAAAGGGGCCCUUGAAGUGAAAGAAUGUCUUAGACCUAUUGAACGAUUUUUUUUAAUUUUAUUUAUCAUUGUGUUCCUGUAGCCUCACAGCGGGUGUGCUCUUGUGGUUGAACUGGGUGAAAAUAUUCUCAAAACAAAUUUAGACAAGUCAAAAAGAAGGUAACCAGGUUAUGGUUUUGUAUAUUAACAUUAGGGAUGGGCAUGUUAGUUCGUUAGCAAUGCUCUCGCUAGCAUUGAAUCGAGGAAUCUUCUUGAUUAUGACAGCAAUAUUGAAACAGGCGUUCAGAGAUUCUCACAUCACAUUAAAAAAUAUUCAAGUAAGAAAUUGUGUCUUUUACCAAUAUUCAAUCAAGGAUGUUUAACAAAAUGCCCAUCCCUAUUUAUUCCUCUACAGGUUUCUGGGAUAACAUAUCAGAAUACUGUGUAGGGUUCCAAUUUAUAAUCGGUUAAUGGUUCAAAACGACUAACUAUACCUGUGUAUGUUUGGCUUGUUUCACGAAGGCUGCUGUGUCAUCUUACCGAGUGCUGUGGAGCGUCAUCUCCCGCCGUAGCACUCAUAGCAGACAUACAAGUGUAAACCUAAUAGCUCCUAAAUAGCUGUUGUAAACCUGCAGAGCAUGCUGAAAAAACAAUAGGAUGUGUUCAGUAGACGUAAUUCAUGUCAUUGGCAGAACCUCCUUGUUUUUGUGUCGAUUUUUUUCGUUCAUUUGAUUUUUUUUUUUUUUUUUUUCGGGUUGGAAAAAAAAAGUGUUUAUUGUGACUACCUGUUAAUUAGUGAUGUGACAAUUAAACAAA